Messenger RNA from Castor canadensis (American beaver), 3157 nucleotides. Lineage: Eukaryota; Metazoa; Chordata; Mammalia; Rodentia; Castoridae. The record is from RefSeq and is a predicted model, not a curated record.
ACAUUUAACCCCUGUGCUUGUUACAUGCUGGGCCCUCACAGUAGCCAGAGAAGAGAAAGAAAAUCUGACUGUCCAUGAGUGAAGAGUGAAAGGGAGAGUGUAGCACCGACCUGAAGGCACCUCUUCAGAGGAAGCCUGACAUUUGAAGAUUUUCUUUCCUGUUGGAGACUCCAAAUAAAUAGGUUAGUGCACAGAGUAAACCUAUGCAUUUUAACGCUAACCUCUACACUAUGUAGUUUUAGUUUUUCUGACAGAACCUAAGUAUGAACUAUUAAAUGAAAGAAAGAGAAGUUAUUUGAGGACUGUUAUUUAAAAUUACCAUGCCUAUGAGAACAAAUUAUGAAAUGGACUUGAUUUAUUACAUCCCUCUCCCCGUGCUCACAUUAGACAAACAGGCAAGGUAAAGAUGGAAAAAUGCAACUGGCUUUGUGGCAUGAAUCUCAACUUUUUAUAUGCCGAAAGGUUUCUUUAUUAAAAUCAGCAAUGUUAGAGACUAUGUGUGUGAUUUUUUUUAAGUGCUGAAUGUAGUGCCAUAAUUUCAUCUCCUUAGAGAAAAGGGACAAAUUAGAGGUGGAUUAUUUUCCCAGAUCUAAAUAUCAAAAUUUUCUUGUUCCUGAUAAAAAUGUGUGCUGUAAAUUACUUUAAGUGAAAAAUCCAUUAUAGAAUUUAUUUUCUGUGUCUACUAUAAUCCUUCUUAAAAGCUCCAUGCUCUCAAGGCUAAAUAGCUCUGUAAAACUGUCCUCAUGGUUCCUUUUGAGAAAUCCAAGGUUUCAGAGAAAUUCCAUGUAAUCUACAUAUGAUCCAGGAUUUUCAAACAAUGAUUAGCAUUGGGCCAUCCAUCUCAAUAGCUAGAAUGUUUAAUAUCUUGUUGAAAAGUGAUGGAAUUCCAAACAACUCACUGAAAACCAGGCUUUGGGGAACCCUGUUCUCAUCCUAUCCAUAUCCAUGAAACUGAUCCAGGAGGAGUCCUAAAUAAUGACCUCAUUUAGUUCAGUUCCAAACAGAAAGUCAACCAUCCCUAAGCAUUUUAGCUGGGAAAGCACACUUUUUAAAAUAUCACUGUUGCCCAACAGCUGGGCUGCCUUUUGAAGGGCACAGAGUACUAUCGGUGCCCUGUGAGUGCCACUAGAGAGACACCACAUCCACCAAACACCACCAAAAGUAACGGAUCAAUUAAGUCACUACCAAGGGCCUUGCUUCUUUCCAACAGCAUCUCCUUAUUUCUAAGAAGAAAGCCAUCACUUCCCCUUAGGAAAGGUUAAAGCUGAAAUAAGUAUCUCUUUACAUAUUUCAGUAGAUAAAGGCCUGCACAAUCAGUUUGGCUAUUACUUUUGAAAAUGUCAGUUUAUUUAGCGUAUCAAUGCUCUUCCUCUAGAUUUAAAAAUAUGUAUGAUGGGUGACAUCACAACACAUCUCAUGUCUCAUUCAUUCAGAUACUUACUGUGCAGUGUCUGUAUAGUCUAAAAAUAAUAUUAAGGCAUUUUUAAGAUCUCUAAAAACACUCUCCCCUGGAUUCCUUUCCUCUCCUUCUCUAUUAAAAGAUCUAUCACUGAGAUGCUAGAUGGUGAGAUAGCAGUUAUCCUGAAGUUCCAAAUUGUAAAAACUGAGAAAGGCAAAAAAAAAAAAAAAGGGAAUGGGGAAUGACUGAUUACUGGCUUGGGUUUCCUCUGAUAUACAGAUUUAUACCCUAUGUUUUACAUGACUUUUUAUUUGUGUUUUGUCUUCUUGCUCUUCUAGAAUAAAACUAUCCAAGAUGACUGUCACUUACUCCAGUAAAGUAGCAAAUGCGACUUUUUUUGGAUUUCAUAGGUUACUCCUCAAGUGGAGAGGCAGCAUCUACAAACUACUGUACAGGGAAUUUAUUGUUUUUGCUGUCCUUUAUACUGCAAUAAGUUUUGUGUACAGAUUGUUACUUACAGGAGCCCAAAAACGUUACUUUGAAAAAUUAUCAAUUUACUGUGACAGAUAUGCUGAACAAAUUCCAGUAACCUUUGUGCUUGGGUUUUAUGUUACUCUGGUAGUGAACCGAUGGUGGAACCAGUUUGUGAAUCUGCCCUGGCCAGACAGGCUGAUGUUCCUCAUCUCCAGCAGUGUUUACGGAAGUGACCAGCAGGGGCGCCUGCUCAGAAGGACGUUGAUGCGUUAUGUAAAUCUCACGUCCCUGCUUAUCUUCCGUUCGGUGAGCACAGCUGUGUACAAGAGGUUUCCAACAAUGGACCACGUGGUGGAAGCAGGUAGUGUGGCUGACAUAAGGACCUCCCAAAUUCUUUUGAAAAUCACUUAUAGUUACUCAUAAGAAAUGUUUAUUGAUUACUUGCUACAUACCAGAAGCAAUCUUAGGAGGUAACGAUUAGUAAGACAUGGUUCUGGCCUCAAGAAGUUUACUUGGGAGGUAGAGGAGAGGAGGCAGCAGAUAGCUUGCUUAAGAUAAAUAUAAUGAUCAUUUUUAUUAAAAUAACCUCUAGUAUUACCUUAUAAUUUUCUAGCAUAUAGUUUAUCUCCUUGUAUGACCAUUUCAUUUGGACCUCAAGAAAAUAGGAAAAAAUAUAAAACAGAUUUAAAGAUGGUACCACCUAUACUAAAUCACACAGCUACAGUGGAAAAGCCAGAAUUAAGACUUAAGCUUGGAACUCCUGUGUUGAUACUUUUCUUAAAGUACAAGUGGAUUCUGGUGGGAAUCAGAAAUGUUGGUUUUCACCUAGGCAGAUGCUAAGCGGUGGCAGUGAGAGCUUGUUUCAGUGUGGCUCUGUUGUCUCUCCUGUGCCUCAAAGUUGAUUCAUUUAUUCUAUCUGGGAUACAGUGUACUGUGAAUAAAUUAUGUGUGAAGGAUGAUUCUCUCAGUGUAUAAAUAUUUAGCAAUAAAGCUGUUAAGCCAGACUUCAUUGGGGUAAUGAUUAAAUGAGAUAAUUCUUGACCCAUACAGACAAUAUAAGAACCAUAAAAUGAGACCAGAUAUGGAGGCUUCCUGCCAUAAGUAAUCCCAGCUACUCGGGAAGUAGAGAUAGGAGAAUCAUGGUUUGGGGCUAGCCCAGGAAAAAGUUAGCAAGAUCUAUCUCAAAAUCAAGCAAGACAUGGUGGAUCAUGUCUAUAAUCCCACUUACUCAGGAGGCAGGGCAGGAGGAUCAAGGUGCAAGGCCAGCACAAGGCAAAAGCUCAA